Schistocerca gregaria is the source of this 7068-nucleotide messenger RNA. Its product is annotated as E3 ubiquitin-protein ligase Rnf220-like. The transcript has 10 exons. Bases 125 to 1930 code for a protein of 601 amino acids. NCBI's taxonomy places the organism in Eukaryota, Metazoa, Arthropoda, Insecta, Orthoptera, Acrididae. The record is from RefSeq and is a predicted model, not a curated record. Gene Ontology annotation, molecular function: ubiquitin protein ligase activity; metal ion binding; DNA binding. Gene Ontology annotation, biological process: DNA repair; protein ubiquitination.
UGGAUACAGGGAAACGAUACGGCGUACAGUACGCUGAUCGAGUUAUCCAAUAGAUGUGGAGUUGUUGUUAUUGCUGUGUUUAUUUUCGUUGUCUUAUGCUUUAGUCCAUAUAAAGCUCUGUAAGAUGGAAAAUUCUGCAUAUGUACCAAAUCACCUUCCACCACCUGCUCUUGUCGUCUUCUCUCAGGCUGGAGGGCUUCCAGAGGCUCUGAGAAUGCAGAGGCCCUUUAAUCCCCAGGUCCCAGAAGCAAAAGACCUGCACGUCCCUUUUGGCAGUGCUACUGUUGCCGGUUUUGGCCUGCGGCACGUUGAUAGCUACCCAGGGCUGCCAGCUCACUUGCUUCAUCACCUGCAACCACAGUUUGUGCACCCAGCCCUGGAUCCCAGGCUUCCAUUUGGCUCUGCAGGAGCUGGUGCCUUCCGUCCUCUGGGGCGAGGGCACCCAGGUGCUGGUGAUAUGGAGACUGGGGGGCUGUCUGCUUUUGCACCUCCAGCUCCUACACUGUCUAGUUCUGGUAACCGAAGUGAGGGCCUGGCGGGCUCUGUCUCACCCAACAGUACACCGCCUCUGCAGCCCCGUGUAAAGGAGGAGGGUUCGGACACACCACUGUCAGAAGACAGAGACCGUGAUGGCACACUCACUCCUGGAUCCUUAUCGGAAGGCAAUGUUGCAGACCGGCUUACACCAGAGGAGGGACGUGGCUAUAGACAUGGGGCCGGGGCCGGGGCCGGCUGGGACGGCAGGCCCGCGAGGCUGCUGCUGCCGCCCACCAUGGGCAUGAAGAUGUGGCACUGGCAAUUACCCCUCGGCCUACCGCCAUAUCCUAUCUUUCCGCGCACAUGGAAGAAGAAGCUGCAGGCGGAGGCGUCGUGCUGCCCGGUGUGCGGCGUGACGCUUCGCGCGGGCGAGCUGGAGGCGCACUACGCGCACGAGCUGCAGCGCCUCUACAAGCUGGGCGGCGCGCGCGCCAGGCGGCCGCCCCCGCCUCCCCCGCCGGGGCCCGCCGCAGCCGCCGCAGCCGCCGCCGCCGCCUCUGCCUCCGCCGACGGCACGCACGAGGGUCGCUGGGAGACUUACCAGCGGAUCAAGGCGAACCGACAGAGCAGGCUGCGCUUGAAGAACCGCAAGCGCAAGGCGGACGAGGCGACGUGCCCCGUGUGCAGCGAGCGUCUCUCAGGAAGCGCCGACGAGCUCAACGCGCACGUAGACGCAUGCCUGCGCAAGCACGGCGACGGCGACGGCGAUUCGGACGAGCCGGUGGACGUGGAGGGCGGCGUCUUCACGGAGUACGAGUGGGCGGGGCAGCGGCGCGUGCGCGCGUCCGCGCUGCUCGUGGGCGGCUACGCGGCGGCCGGGCUGGCGACGGCCGCGACCACGGCCGACGACGCCGACCACGGGGACCUGGUCGUCGACGGCGACGACUCCGCCACGCUGGGGCCCGCGCAGUACUCGGAGGCCGACGUGCUGCUACCCGCCGCCGCGGCGCGCGAGCGGCGCGCGCUGCGACACGCCCUGCUCAGUGGCGAUAGCAGCAGUCCGGCAGCGGAGGCGACCGACAUUAAGGAGGAGCCGGACGGCGACGGCGACGCCGACGGCGAGGGCGAGGGCGACGGCGACGCAGAGGCGGAGGGCGAAGGCGAGGCGGCUGGCGCGGCCGCGGGCGCGCACCCCGGGGACCCCGCGCCAGACCGCGACCAGCUGGUCGAGGCGCUCAAGGCGCGCAUCCGGCAGCUCGAGGCGGACGCCUCCAGCGCCGACAAGUUCAAAUGCCUCAUCUGCAUGGAACGUUACAAGAAACCUGUCAUAUCCAUAUGCUGCUGGCAUGUUCAUUGCGAAGAAUGCUGGCUACGUACUCUGGGUGCAAAGAAGCUGUGUCCUCAGUGCAAUAUGAUAACAUCACCAUCGGACCUGCGGAGGAUUUACAUGUGAUCGCCCCUAGCUGAUACUCUGGCGACCGCCAUCCAUUUUGUUGAAGAAGUGACUCCAGUGGAAACACGUGCUACAUCUCUCUGAAGUGGAACGUCCCUUGGCUUUCUUCGGUUUGCGACAUAGCGUAUUUAUGAAACUACGGACUGAUGGAUUUGUUGGUGCACUGCAGAGAGAUGAAGCUUUUAUUUGCGGAUAGCUGCAACUUCACAGCACAGUUGGAAGAUUUUUGUGUCAAUGCGUUCCUUGUACGAAGGUGAGUUGCAGCUACGGCUUGUGAGUUACGGCGUCAAGAAUGAAUACACGAGUCAAAGCGACGUUCUUUGACUGGCUUGCAAGAGACAUAGGCAGUAGUGCCGUCAAUCGUGAUAAGCUGCAUUUUACUUCAGUCGAUUUUGAAGUAACUGCCAUUCGUAAGAUUUGACAAUGUGCGUGAAAGCUCAGUGUCGUACGUACAAUGGCUAACGAUUUAGGGAGGAAACGAGUGCAUCGUAAUUAUGCAGGACUGUUGUUAAACUCAAGAACAGAAGCGUCAUCUGUGUGAGCGUGUGGAUUCUCGCUGUUAACUGGAGGCGCACCUGAUAGAUUGCGGACGGGACAGAAGAUCCGAGUGGACAAGUUGGAAAUUACUGUGUGGGAGCUGUGAGAGCCCCUCUUGUACUUGUAUUUGUUGAGACAGUGUAGUGAGACGACGAGGUUCCGCAGAUCGUGAACAUCCUCCGGCUUUGUGAGGAUCUUAAAAAGUCUGAGCUCAACGAAUUAAAUAGCAAUACUGAUUCGCGACUCGCAUUUGACAAAUCACCACAGAAGCCUCCCACUAAGGCCGCGUGCAAAUUUCAUUUAUAAACCUCUCUUUAUUUACCCACUGCAAAAUGUGUUUUGGCUUCAAUCGUCCUUCGUCUCAUAAAUGUUUGUGUGGCCAUCCUACUGACGCAGUGUACAUGCACAUUCCCAAAUAAUACUUACUGAAGCCGUGUAGCGUUACCCGAUCUUGUUGACGAAUAUGUAUGGCAGUUUCACCGUAUGUAUUUGUCACAUUUUACGUUCUCUGUGUAUAUUAAGUCUGUGAGGCCCUUACUACAGUCUGACAGAAAACGGUUUUAAUUAUGUAAAACACGUACCGGUAUUUUUAACGAAUUCACGAUUGGUAUAAUUGUUCUAGAAACUUUAAUUACCUCUCGUCAGUGACUGUUGCCGAAAGAUUAGCUGUCUGGCUGACUGCGCAUCCCAGCUACAUUUCUAAAAUAAAACUUAAUUUUUAUUAUAAAGUGAACUUUCUUACCAAAAUAAAACUAUACCAGUUAAUAAUGAGAAAAUAUUUACAACGUGACAACCGUCAGUUAUAGUUCCCAUACCCUAUCACUUGUGCAAAAUAUAUAACUUACAGUAAACAUCUUGCCGAGCGCCCAUGUAAAGUGUCGAAUAAUAUGCCAAAUAGCAACCUUGAUGAGGCUUGAAUGGCAGAGCACCAUCUCAAAGCAGACGGCUAUGGACCGAUUGUAUUAGAUAGAAUUCCGUCUAGAAAAUUACCCGAUAUGAAUCUUGUAACUCAGUCCCACUUCCUGCUCACGUAGUCUGCUUUUAUUUUACUGACAAAGCUGUUUCGAAACGUCCUUAAUUAUCAGUCUACGUGUUCUGGCUAUUGUGUAUCCGAAACGUCCAUGAAGAUAAAACUGUGUGGACCCAGAGAGCUGCUAUAGUGCUUAGCCGUACACUGCUGCUCCCUUAGGUAGCACCAGAGUUACUACACACAUUUUCCAGGGUAGUUCUUUGAUUCACAACUUGAAUAUUUCUCUUUAAAAAAUUGGUUUUUCUAGAUAAAAGUCCGUCGCAGGCAAUCGGCUGUGGGAAUGUGUAAGUCGGAUCCUUCCAUCAGAAGCAGUUUGUCAAUUAAAAAGUAAAUUCCAAACAGUAACUGACGAAAACAGUUUUCAUUUGUUUCGACAGUUCUGGCCAAAUGUAGAUUUCAUCUGAUCGUUCUAAUAUCGUAUCAGAGUACCCUAUGAAACUUACAUAGGAAAUUAAAUUCUGUUAACUUGAUCUGCACAGUAAUGGGGGAAACUCAACGUUGUAAAUUCUGUAUACACACAGAGCCUUUUAUUUAACGCCUUGGUUCUACUUAUUAAUUACAGAAAUCUAUGUACCGUUUACGAAACUACCAGUUUGACUUUUAAGUGUCGCAGUUAGAUUAGAAAAUCGUGGCUGCUCUAAAAGUAAGUUGGCGAAUUGAGAAGAAAUUCAACUGACUGCGUUUAGUUGCUUAUUAUGCUGUCAGUAUGCUAGCUCACUCGGUGAGAAAAAUACUUAAUUAAAUAAAGUCAGACUCUAGGAAAGUCAUGUCGAACUGAAAAAUGUAAACAUAAACAAACUGAAUUGUUCGGGUAGGGCUUCUGUGUGACUUAAUGACUAUAUGUUAGGAAUAGCCCGUAAAAAGUUUUGCUUCCCAGAAACUAUGUCUUUCCAUUAUAUGAAGAGUACGUGUCUCAGUGUGCGAGAAAACAACUCGUGCAGAAUGUAGGGACAGUAAAAAUAUCCUAGAGUCCCAAAGGUAACAAUUAAGAUUAACUGAAAUCAGUGUGAACUGGAGAUAAGACCAACCUAGUCUGCAGUGACGGCGGUUCGGGAGGAAUAUAUCGAUGGUAGCCAAUAAAAACUCUGCAACUCCAUCUGUUGAUGAAAACGUCCUAAUUUCAGUAACCAGUAACUCCAUAAUCAGAGAGAGAUUUGAAAGUGUGGUAAUUUCUCUAAUCUGUCAAUAACUAGGUUUCUAGUAUACAGUUACAUAUGCAGCAACUUUCUGUAUCACUUUAUAUUAUUUUUUUAAGAAACCGUUUUUGCUUCUCCUGCAAAAUUUAUAAAAAAUGGAGCUACGAGGUUUUCGUUGCCUAUUAUCGAUAUGUACAUGUGUGUGCGAACGCAUAAUCCUGCCUAAGACCAAUUAUACAUUUUUGUUACCUCAUCAAAGGAUUGAUGCAGAAUUUGAGUAGUGUGUCACCGACAUUUAAAAGCGCAUAGAUAGGUAUGAUUCAAAAGCGAAAACUUCGAGAUUAGUAGAUAUGGAUUGUUCGUGCCUUCCUGCCCUUCUACCGUUACACAUUCCGAAGGAGACACGUUGGAUCUGUCUGAAACCGCUUACAUGGAACGUUGCAGACCACAUGAGAACUAGUGUGGCUAAAUCAAACCGCAAUUAUGAGACUGACAGCGUGAGUUCUGUAUGUGCGACACGUCGGCAUGUCUCUCUUUAGGCCAGAAAACGUAAUGUAGUGUUACUUGAGGAAACAACUCCUAAUACGUAAAGGCGACUUCCAGUGGGAUUAGGGAACUAUGUCGAAUGCAUAAAAGCAGGGAAAAGUUUUGAGAACAUCUGUGUUAAAUGCUAGCAGUUGCACUAAUAUAGCCAUCCACGAAUUUUGUUAAAGUAAAUUUGGUCUUUUUUUUUUUUUUACCACUGUCGUAGUAUGGUUCUACAGGCCCGUCUGCUUAGAAGUACCCGGCAGGCAUUCAGUUCGGCGGAAGAUUUUCUUGGAGAGGUUACAAUACUCUCUGUGACUCUGGCAGGGACCACGACCAUUUUACGUACAUUACGGAGCACUACAUAUUUAUCUGUUACCUGGGUGUGCUGUUUGUGUAAUAGAAUGCAUGUUCACGUGUUAAAUUAUAUGAAAAUUUUCAUCACAUUAGUUAGAUUUUGUUUUCUGGGUGUCGUAACUGGCAAUGGCAUGGCAUAAACUGUAAAGCUUUGGUAAUUUUCACUCAAUCCUACAGCUAACCGGCUCUCGAUAUACCGUGCAACUUCCCUUUGUUUGCUGUAUUGUAGAUUAUUGUACUCCCCAUUUGAGAAGAAGAAACUGAAAACAGUUCUUUUUAGUAGUAACCCAGUCCUACCGUCCUCCCUCAACUGAACAUCAGCGACGUGGAUUUUAAAUUCUGACAUUCCGAAAUGAAACGCUUCUGUUGCAGUUCAUUAUACGUAUUUCGUGAUGAAGCAAACAUUAUUAAAAAAAAGGUUUGACAUAUUUUAUGUGGCGCUAACGUCUUUUGUAUCUAAGUACGAGUAGCAGUACCUUUCCAAAAAUUGUUUCUACAGGUUAAAAGGCAAGAUGUAAUUGGAAUCGUCUGUGAAAUUUGAUGUAAAACGUGACUAUUGUUAAAUAACGCGAACAUCUGCGAAUAAAUAUACUGUAUAUGGCCCCACCAGAAAGGCAAUUAUCGUCAUAUAUGUUGUUGUGGUAAGACUUCACGUUAAUACAGAGAUUUAUGAAUUUUUCCCGUUGUUUAUAUGGCCAUUGGACACCUAACUGACGUAAUAUUCAUGUGUGCCUGUUUACUAGUCCAUGUAAUGUUGUGGUUGAGAUGCCUCCUGUUACAGCAUUAAACUGUAGUUUCCUUUCUGUUUUACAAGACAGCUUUAAUGAAAUAUGUGCAUAAUAUUACUCAACAAACUCACGUUUACAAGUCUGAACCUUACAGUUGUAUAUUCUUUCACUUUCUUUUAUACAACAGUCAUGUUGCAUUGUCUCAGUAGAAUCCUUUUGUCAUUCACAUAUUUGUUUAAGUUCGUGACACAAGGAUAAAAUGUCUAUGUUCUCAGUUCAAAAUAAUUUACUGUUUAUGCAAUUAGAUUUAAUUAUCUCUGUCAUUUUCAUCUCAAGGACUUAACUCCAACCCGAUGUUGGAGAAAAUUUAAAAUCGAACAGAAAUCGAUAUUUACCGAUAAUGAAUUAUUGUGGUAUAAUGUAUUUGAAUACCUUACAGCCAAGUGCCCAUUCCUUCAAUUUAUAUCUGUCAUAACUGUCAAUACAUAAAAAUAUGAGUGUGAAGUUCUACUAAUGUCACAAUCCAAGUUUCAGUUUGGCACAACCUUUUCUCAUUGCAAAGUUGGUUCUGUAUCUUGAUAAUUAAUUCCUAAAUACCGUAAAUCACACAGUGUGGUAUAAUGGUGUAUUUAAUUCGUAUUGCAAAUAUAUAAAUGUAUACAUACAGUCAAUGCUACAUGUUCGGUAUCAUAUGCAUUUUGCCCUAACGCCAAAACGGCAGAUUAAGCUUACAUAUGUGUUGUGUCUUUAAAGCUAUUAUGACUAAAUGCAGUAGCAAAUUGUUUCCAGACCUGUAAUAGAAUAAAUAUUUGAAAUAUUAAAGCA